GAACGCACACCUCGUAAUACACAUCGUACAAAAAUGCUCCCCAGAAGAUGUCAUGGGCAAAAAUAACAUAAGUUUUAUACGUGUUCAUAGAUUGUGGAAUAAUUUAUUAAUCUUUCCGUUUUUGGAUAACCCGACCGAAAAAUUCCAAUCGAAAAACUGAGCCGAAAUGAUGCUAUAACUGACCGAAAAACCGACCGAGCGGGUGUGAGAAACUGUGAGUCAGCCAUGGGAGCUAGGAAACGAGCUUCAAAAGAACCUGCUGGCGUGGCUGCUAAACAGGAAUCCGGCGAUUCCAAACCGGUUCCAACGCCUGAUGAUGCCUCGUCCGAGCCGAACAUCACCCCUUCAAAAGCUCCAUUAAUGUUCAAAUGCACUGCAAUUUUCUCAAUCCCGUACUUCUACUUGAUCUACUACCACUACCGAAUCGAAUCGGAGCUCCGGAGAUCCAUCAUCAUCAAUGCUAUUAUUAGCUUGCUUGGUUACUUCGUAACCCUAGCUAUGAUCCCCGUGGCCUCGAAAUACCUUCUUAGAAGGAACUUAUUCGGAUACGAUAUCAACAAGAGGGGCACUCCUCAAGGCACCGUUAAAGUGCCUGAGUCACUGGGUAUUGUUGUUGGGACCGUUUUCUUGGUUGUGGCUAUCUUGUUUCAGUACUUUAACUUCACAGCUGAUUCAAAUUGGCUUGUUGAGUACAAUGCGGCAUUAGCUUCAAUCUGCUUCAUGAUGAUGCUUGGAUUUGUUGAUGAUGUUCUUGAUGUACCAUGGAGAGUGAAAUUGUUAUUGCCAUCUAUUGCAGCUCUUCCUUUGUUGAUGGCGUAUGCUGGGCAUACAACUAUUGUUAUACCAAAGCCUCUAGUUCAAUAUGUUGGAUUAGAAAUUGUGGAUCUAGGAUGGAUUUAUAAACUAUAUAUGUGGCUCUUGGCCAUAUUUUGCACAAACUCCAUAAAUAUCCAUGCUGGCAUCAAUGGCCUUGAAGUAGGGCAAACAGUUGUUAUUGCAGCUGCUAUUUUGAUUCAUAAUAUCAUGCAAAUUGGAGCAUCUACGGACCCCGAGUACAAACAAGCCCAUGCAUUUUCUCUUUAUCUUGCCCAACCAUUGCUUGGCACUUCCUUGGCGUUACUUUCUUACAACUGGUAUCCUUCUUCGGUUUUUGUUGGUGACACCUUCACCUACUUUGCUGGAAUGACUAUGGCAGUAGCUGGCAUUUUGGGUCACUUUAGUGAAACACUUCUGAUAUUCUUUACCCCUCAAGUUUUGAACUUUUUGCUGUCACUCCCUCAGCUAGCUGGUAUUAUCCCUUGUCCACGGCAUCGACUGCCUAAAUUUGAUCCUCAGACGGGUUUACUGACUGGUACAAAUGACGGAACAUUGGUAAACUUCUUCUUAAGACAACUUGGCAGAAUGUCAGAACAGUCCCUUUGCAUUGUAUUACUACUUUUCCAGGCCUUCUGCUGCUGCUUCUGUUUCCUGCUGAGGUGGCUUCUUACUGGUUGGUAUAAAUGAAGAAGUUGCAACAGCAAAGAAGCGCACAACUGAAUGAAAUCAUGUACAGCUGAACUUGUAUACUACGACUUAACCAACUCACCCUGGAAAUUCAGAGUUCUUUUGUUGUCGCGGGAGGUAAGUAGAACAGUUGCUUUUAAAUGAGUUUAAGAACUAGGUCUGUUGGAGUUUUGACCUAACUCAUAAGAGUUCCAAGAGAAUCAUUGUUUUAUUAACUGGAGCGCGCUAAACUUUAUAUAGGCUCAGUUUUCUUAUCGAGAAGCUUUACAGAUUUUUGCAGCAUUAUAUAUUAUUUUUCUGGUAGAGCCGGUUGUUAGUCGGGCCUCUGUUUUGGAUCCAAAUUCAAGCGAGUCCAGUGUUUGCUUUGGGUGUU
Messenger RNA from Ipomoea nil (Japanese morning glory), 1876 nucleotides. Its product is annotated as UDP-N-acetylglucosamine--dolichyl-phosphate N-acetylglucosaminephosphotransferase-like. Lineage: Eukaryota; Viridiplantae; Streptophyta; Magnoliopsida; Solanales; Convolvulaceae. Gene Ontology annotation, cellular component: membrane. Gene Ontology annotation, molecular function: UDP-N-acetylglucosamine-dolichyl-phosphate N-acetylglucosaminephosphotransferase activity. The transcript has 11 exons. Gene Ontology annotation, biological process: dolichol-linked oligosaccharide biosynthetic process; protein N-linked glycosylation. Bases 226 to 1503 code for a protein of 425 amino acids. The record is from RefSeq and is a predicted model, not a curated record.